Sphenostylis stenocarpa is the source of this 1857-nucleotide messenger RNA. NCBI's taxonomy places the organism in Eukaryota, Viridiplantae, Streptophyta, Magnoliopsida, Fabales, Fabaceae. The record is from the annotation of a GenBank genome assembly.
AUGGAAGACGCCGGGAAAUCUCUGAAGUCUGGUAACCUAUCGCGUAAGGUGGUUGAUUUGGCUGCGGGAGAAGCACACGCUCUCAUCCUUACUGGGGAUGGCAGUGUCUACAGUUGGGGUAGGGGAACGUUAGGACGAAUCGGGAAUGGCUCAGAAAAGGAUGAGUUUUUCCCAGUACAACUCAAUUUCGGAAACCCAAAUCCAAGUGGAACACAAGACACUGUCAAGAUAGUGGGAAUUGCUGCUGGUGCUUAUCAUAGUCUCGCUCUCGCAGAUCUGUUAUCUUCUCAAAAUCGUUGUGUAAAACAUCUGCAAUGUUAUUACCUGCAUUUUAAAACUUACCUUACAUGCAUGCAAGCUACUGUUGCACCAAAGUCUGUUGAAUUUAUGUCAUGUAUUAGCAUGUACACCCUUGACUACUGUAUGGAUGGUCAACUUGGUACAAAUGGAGAGGAAUCACAUGACAAUGAAAAUGCUGUUAGAGACUAUUCUUUAGUGCCUCGCUUACUCAACAGGUUUGUUGAAUUGCACCCUGCCGAUUCUUCAUCGGGUGGGUCUGAAGUAGAACGUAAAACAUCACUUAAGAUAUGUGCUGUCAAAGCUGGAGGAAUGAUGUCUCUGGCUAUUGAUAACCGUGGGACGCUGUGGAUGUGGGGAAACUGCCCACAACAAAGCAAAGAAGGGGAGUUAGCACUUGUAAGCAGUUUCACUCCAACUCCAGUUUGGGAUUUUCAGGGUCAAUCUGUUGUCAAGGUUGCAUGUGGAAAUGAGCAUGUUGUAGCACUGGUUAGUGCGGGGGAAUCAUACAAUGGUGAAGAUCUAGUGUGCUACUCUUGGGGUUAUAACACCCGUGGCCAAUUAGGCUUGGGGGAUAGAGAGAGCAGGCUGCAUCCGGAAGUUGUCAAUAUAAUUUAUGAGGAUUCACCUUAUGAGGUAGCAUGUGGUGCCUAUCACACUGCUUUGCUCACUCGUAUAAAGAAAACUAGUGAAACAUUACACAGCACAUGCUGGACCUUUGGCCUUGGAGAUAAUGGCCAGCUUGGGCAUGGAACAACACAAAGCACAUUAUUUCCUACACCUAUCAAAGAAUUGCCACAAAAUAUAUCUCUUAUUGCUGUUGACUGUGGUUUGUUUCAUACAAGUGUAGUUUCCUCGGCUGGAGAUGUGUGGUCAUGGGGAAUGGAGAAGGGCCUCGGCUUAUGCCCUGAUGCUAGUCGAGCAGGAACAGAUUCCGGUGAUGCACUAUCUCCCCGUCUUAUGCCAUGGAAGCCAAAUCAACCUAAAUUUCCAGAUCCAGUUAAACUUGCAUGUGGGGCCGCACAUACAGUUAUAGUUGCGCAAGGGGGAUAUAGAAUGUGGUCUUGGGGUAGGGGGAGAAGUGGAGUUCUAGGAGAUGGUAAAGGAGCAGAUUGUUACACCCCCACGGUUGUACUAUGGCCUCAAAUGAUGGAGGAUUGUGAGGAAGAAGAAGUAAAAAGCAAAGGUGAGCAAGGAAAAUCUAGAGAAAAGGAGACUGAAGCAACAGAAGCAGAAGAGAAACUAUCCUCUGCGUUGAAUGAGCUGAAGCUGCUUAAAAUAAAGCUAUCUGUGAUGGAAAAAUAUGCCAGUAUACUUCAUGGUUCUGUUUUUGGAAAACCUUUUGAUGAGCAAGGUAUCCCUGAUUCAUUGAGGAAUUCAGGUUCAUUUGACAUUGGAGAAGAAUGGGAGAAGAUGUUAGGGGCUGCAGAUCAUAGGAGGCUAAUUAGGUUGGAAAUGUUUUACCGAGACAUGCUUGCUGGAGUAAAAGAUGAACUAAUGAAGAGAAGGAUCAAGGAAAUUGUAAAGGAGUGUAUCCAAUCUUCAGAGGUGACAAAUUAG